Ciona intestinalis (vase tunicate) is the source of this 3947-nucleotide messenger RNA. RefSeq names its product calmodulin-binding transcription activator 2-like. Gene Ontology annotation, biological process: regulation of transcription by RNA polymerase II. The record is from RefSeq and is a predicted model, not a curated record. Gene Ontology annotation, molecular function: double-stranded DNA binding; transcription coregulator activity; protein binding. Gene Ontology annotation, cellular component: nucleus. NCBI's taxonomy places the organism in Eukaryota, Metazoa, Chordata, Ascidiacea, Phlebobranchia, Cionidae.
UUUAUAUAGAACUAAGUAAAAUGAAAGCUGAUGUUGUAAUACCUGAAGAACUGCAACAUAAACUUCCACCCCCAGCACUUAACCUACCAAAGCAUAAAUAUACAUGGAUGUCAAAUGAAGAAAUUGCUGCAAUACUUAUCAACUUUAAACAACAUCCAGACUGGCUUACAACAUCCAGAGUAUUUAGACCAGAGAGUGGCUGCCUGCUCAUGUUUAAUAGAAAAAAAGUGAAAUACAGACAAGAUCUUUACAUUUGGAAAACCAAACGAAAAAGUAAAUGGUGCCGUGAAGAUCACGUUAAACUUAAAGUUGCUGGCAUACCAUGCAUCACAGCUCUGUAUGUUCACUCUGAUGUGUUGCCUACUUUCCACAGACGUUGCUACUGGUUUAUACAGAAUCCUGACAUAGUUUUAGUUCACUACCUUAACUAUCCUUACAAUGAUGAUGGAAAACAAAUUAUUCGAGACUUUUCACUUAACCAUCAAUGCCAGCAAUGGAGGCAACUUUCAAAACAAGAGUUGCUGGAUCAGCUACGUCCAAUGUUUACAAGGAUUCCAUGGCCAAGUGUUAAUGGACCUCAGUUGGUGUCUGAAGCUAUGGAUAUUAUCAUUGAAAGUCUGAUAGAAAAACAUUACGCAGAGCAACGGUCAAUACAGAUUCCUAAUCGAUACACUCCUGUGACCAUCAAACCAAACAUUAUCUUGUCAAAUGGAAGUAACAUUCCAUGCAUUGAGUUGAUGCGUGCACCGUGUACCACUUCCCCACCUUCUGUAUCAUGUAUUGUCGACAAUGGCCACAAUACCAUCAUUAACACUGAAAACACUAAACACAACCAAACAGCAGUAUCCAAUACUAUAUUAUGCAACGGGAAUUCGGUUAUUUUUGUAAAUGAUGCAUCUGGAAGGAAAUGUGCUGUUGUGCAAGCUGUUUCUACUAUUAAUACAAUGUCUUCACAAACUAUACCAUGCCCACUGUCGAAAAUUGCUUCAAAAGCUGACACUGGGUAUCAUAUGGUAAAUUCAACACCUCAGACAGAGCAAUAUAUUGAGAGAAACAUUACUCGCCAAACAGCUGAAAUUUCACCAAGUACUUCUAUUAAAUUAGAUGGAAAAAUUAGUGAUAAAAGUGAUAAAAGUUUGAAUGCUAACACUGGGUUGAAACCUCCAUCUGACGAUCAUUACACUCUCCUCCCCACAUCUUCAUCUCAUGGAAUAAAUGAGAAUUCCAGGCCAACCUCCAAGAAGAUCAUGAUACCCAACCUCUCUUCUACUCCUGGAGGUUUGAAAGAUGAUAAAAGUCAUCUUCCUUUAUCCGAAGAAUUGAAGUGUAAUGGUUACAUACAAGGCAUCAAAGAUGUGAUGGUUCCAAACUGCCACAGCAACCUUCUUCAACCCAAACGUUCCCCAUUUGUUGAAAGUUCAGAGUCCGAUGCAUUCUCUGAUGUUGGUUUUGACGUGUUUGAUGUUGAUAGUUUGUUCAACACGUCAACCUCUGUCACUUCAACUUCAAUGGAAACAGUUUCAGAUCAAACAAACUCGUCCAAUGAAAGUGCUGUGAGCGAUUUAUUUCCCCAACAGUUAUGGGACCCAGUAUUAGAUGAGAACAGUUCAGUUCGUAGUUAUGGUGAUGAAAGUGCCUUACCUGGCACCUCGCAUUCAAGUGAGAUGCAAAGCUUAAGCCUCAUCACUGAAUAUUCACCAGACUGGUCAUACUCGGAGGGCGGUGUUAAAGUUUUGAUCACCGGUAGUUGGAAUUUUUGUAACAAUUACACAUGUAUGUUCGGAAGUAUUUCAGUUCCUGCUACGAACAUACAAAAUGGUGUGCUACGAUGUUACUGUCCAGCACAUGAUGUUGGACACGUCGAUCUCACCGUUGUAUGUAAUGACAGAAUCGUUUCAAAGCCAGUCCCAUUUCAUUACAAACAAGUUCCACCUGCAUAUUCGGAACUUGCCACACAAUGGCUCAAACUUGAUGAAAAUGAAUUCAAACUGUCAAUCAUUAAUCGACUGGAGAGAAUGGAGCAAAGGUUGAACUCAAUCGGUGAAAAUGGAAGUUUAAUUAAUAAACCGAACACAUUACAUGGUGGAGUACAGCAUGGUCUUAAAGUUUUAAACCUAGAUGUGAAUGCUGAUCAACCACCACGGGAUAUUAACAAUGAAGAAUCAAGACUUAUAACUUUGUGUCAGCGACUUUAUCAUCGGUUUGCAAUGUUUGAUAAAAGCAACUUCGUAAACUUUGAUAAUGAGGUUGAUGGUAGUGGACUUACAAUACUUCACUGCGCUGCAGCUCUUGGCUAUCAACAACUUAUACAUACUCUCCGUUCACUUAGUGAGAUGUGUGGCAACUUCAAUGCUUUCCUUGAAAUGGAAUGCAAUCCACAGAAUGUUGAUAAAUAUGGUUGUUCUGCACUGAUGUGGGCGUGUGCGAGCGGCCAUCAAGGUUGUGCGGAAAUUCUAUACACCUGGAGAAAAUAUGAGAUUCAUACACUUGAUUACUUAGGUCGCUGUGCCUCAGCUAUAGCUCAACUACAUGGACAUCAUGAAUUAUUUAAAAGAUUGGAAGUUCUUUCAAUGUGUGUUCAACAAAAUGAUGAUUUCUAUCCCGAAGAUGAUGAAGUUGAUACAAGCUCUAUCGGUGAUACAACAAUAUCAUCAUCAGGUGAUACAUUGGAUUCUGGUGAAGAUUCCAUGGAGACGGACGAUACAGAUAUCCAACCAACCACAAGUAGACCACCGUCCCCAUCAAACCAACAUUCAUUCAAAUUUACAACUCAGAACACGAUGGGAGAUCAAAUGUUAAACAACCAAUCAACAGGUUUCACUUCAGAGUUGGCAAGAAAUGGAAACUUAUUCGCUGAUUCAGGCACCACCGACAUUGCAACGCUUGCUGAACAAAUACUUGAAUCAUCGCCUGAAGUUAUGAAGGAAUCUGCUGAAGGUCUCACUUUAAGAUCACUCCCACAUUUUGUUACUUCUCGGUGUGGUGGAAAAACUUCAAUACCAUAUGACUAUCAGCGUGAUAAUUCCACCAUCAACUGGUGUGACUUCCUUCAAUUACCACCACGUUCAACUUCAAUAAGAGCUUAUCAAAAUCCCAACGAGCUGGAAUUGGAUUCUCUUCGCCUGAGUGAACAAGAACAACGUCAACUUUACUUUGCAGCAAAAGCCGUCUUGUCUGCGUACCACACAGAACGUUUAUCGUUAAAUGGUCAAGAACUACGUGCGUCACUUCUUAUACAAAGGUGUUAUCGUAAAUACCGUAUGUUUGCAAUGUGCAAGAAGAUGAAUGAAGCUGCUGUCUUGAUCCAGAGUAAAUUCCGAUCAUACCAGGAACAAAAACGUUUCCAGAAAAGUCGUCAUGCUGCUAUACUUAUUCAGUCGUUUUACCGAAGUUACAAACAUGCACGAACAUACAGAGGGCAACGUACCUCACGUCCGCCGUCAGUUCGUCUUAUUGAAGAUGCUUUGAGAGGUCAUUUAACAAAGAGACGACAACAUCAAGCAGCUCAAAAAAUCCAAAGAUUUCUACGACGUUGUCAUUGCAGACUUCGCCAACAGGAUCUCAGCCAAGCAAGGAACAUUUCAUCUUGCAUGAAUGGCUUGUACACAUGUUAGCAUCACACAUUGGUCGAUAUCUAAAGAAAAAUCCUUAAGCCCGUCAUAGAUUAUUUCCUGCUCGUGAGAUUUCACUUUUUAUAACUUUUGCACGUUUGAUAUCUUCUGUAACACACAAUAAGAUUGACUUGUACAUAAAUCAAACUUGUGACAUAUUUUCUGCAUAUCUAUAUCUGUUGCUUAGUUUUUGAUAUGAACCCUGGUAAAUUAAUUAGAUUAAAAGCUUGUAAUUUAACAAUAUAUGAUGCACUGUGAUGUUGUUUCAAAUAAUGAAAGUCACCACGCUAUGUAUGGAUUACACAUCAUUGGAAAAAUAAACCAGAUUCUUAUUUA